Messenger RNA from Musa acuminata subsp. malaccensis (wild Malaysian banana), 577 nucleotides. Its product is annotated as pentatricopeptide repeat-containing protein At2g13600-like. Gene Ontology annotation, molecular function: protein binding. The record is from RefSeq and is a predicted model, not a curated record. Lineage: Eukaryota; Viridiplantae; Streptophyta; Magnoliopsida; Zingiberales; Musaceae.
GAGUCAGAACUGCUCUGAUGGCCGAUUUAUGUACUCUGAAUGACUUAUCGAGCAGAAAAAAGAAAAAUGCAUCUGCAAAGGUCGUAUCGAUAUUCUAAUUCAUUUGUUCUUCAUAGCUACGUACAUGGAGAUUUUCGUAUUGCAGUCUCUGGUGCGUCUGAUCAGCAGGAUAUUGAAUCUUCAGAAGAUACCCAUCAUCCCAUCUCUUUGUAGAAUACCUCCAUCGCUACUCUAUAAUCCUCGAGAGACAACAUCACCUCAGGAACAAGCGAACAUGGCCAACAAGGCUAUCCUCACAGCAUGUCUGUUGCUGAUGCUCUUGGUGAUAGCCUUCGGUGUCCAAUGCGCCAUGGCUGCUCAAGUCCAAGAAGGCGCAUGCAUCGUUGCCAGCGACUGCAAAUGCGAUGAAAAUUGCUACACCAAUUGCCUUGGCGGUCAUUGUUACUGUAUCUGCUAGUAUCUAAUAAUAUCAACUUGUCUUCGUCUGCAACCAAUAAACUCUGCUCCUCCUUGUACUUCUUCUUCUUAUUGCACGUUUAAUGUCCUACGGACUUUCCUAAACGAAGGAGAUGGACCA